AUGGCCUCUUCCCUCCGCGACAUCACCUCCCGAGUGACCUCACGCCUUUGCCGCAGCAGCGUGUGCACUGAGGAUGCUGCCGCGCCAGCCUUUCCCUUCAGCACCCUGGAGGCCCUAGAGAAGGAUAUGGCCCUGAAGCCACAUGAGCGGAAGGAGAAGUGGGAGCGUCGCCUCAUCAAGAAGCCCCGGGAGUCGGAAACCUGCCCCCCUGCGGAGCCGAGUGAGAACAGGCGGCCCCUGGAGGCAGGCAGCCCCGGGCAGGACCUCGAGCCCGCCUGCGAUGGGGCGAGGAAGGUCCCACUGCAACCCUCCAAGCAGAUGAAGGUCACCGUGUCCAAAGGGGGCGACCGGGACAGUGACGACGACAGCGUCCUCGAAGCCACCAGCUCCCGGGACCCGCUCAGCGAUAGCUCUGCGCAGGCGGUCUCAGGGAGAGGCUACUCUUGCGACAGCGAGAGCGGCCCGGACGACAAGGCAUCCGUGGGCUCCGAGAAGCUCUUUGCCCCAGGAACCGAUAAAGGCCCAGCGCUUGAGAAGUCGGAGGCCAAGGCCGGGGCGGUGCCCAAGGUGUCAGGCCUGGAGCGCAGCCGUGAGAAUGGAGAAGGGGGGAUGCAUGUGGCUGUCUCUUAUACACAUCUCAUGUUUGCCGCGCCCCCAACACUGCCCCCGCCCCCGGCGCUGCCGGCCAGCAGCCUGGUCCUCCCCGGACACCCGGCCGAUCACGAGCUGCUCAGGCAAGAGCUGAACACGCGGUUUCUGGUGCAGAGCGCCGAGCGGCCUGGCGCCUCCCUGGGCCCGGGGGCUCUGCUGCGGGCGGAGUUCCAUCAGCACCAGCACACACACCAGCACACGCACCAACACACACACCAGCACCAACACACAUUCGCCCCCUUCCCCGCAGGGCUGCCCCCGACGCCGCCCGCCGCACCCCCGCCGUUUGACAAGUACGCACCCAAGCUGGACAGCCCCUACUUCCGACAUUCCAGCGUGAGUUUCUUCCCGUCCUUCCCUCCUGCCAUCCCGGGACUGCCCAGCCUGCUCCCACACCCCGGCCCCUUCGGGUCCCUGCAGGGUGCUUUUCAGCCCAAGGUGUCUGACCCGUACCGGGCGGUGGUCAAGGUGAGUGUGCGUUGGGAAGGCCUGUGGCAGGAGACUCUGGUGCCUCCGGGGUGGCCUCGGGGGGCCCGUGACAGGAGUCGUCUGCGGAAGACAUGGGUGGGGGUGGUGCCAGCCCCACUGAGUGCUUCCGUCCUGUCUCAGAAGCCAGGGAGGUGGUGUGCCGUGCACGUGCAGAUCGCCUGGCAGAUCUAUCGCCACCAGCAGAAGAUGAAGGAGAUGCAGCUGGACCCCCACAAGCUGGAGGUGGGCGCCAAGCUGGACCUGUUCGGCAGACCCCCCGCCCCGGGCGUGUUUGCUGGCUUCCACUACCCACAGGACCUGGCCCGGCCCCUCUUCCCCAGCACAGGUGCCGCCCAUCCUGCCUCCAACCCAUUUGGAGCCUCAGCCCAUCCCGGCAGCUUCCUGCCCGCUGGCCCCCUGACAGACCCUUUCAGCAGACCGAGCACCUUUGGGGGCCUGGGGAGCCUGAGCAGCCACGCCUUUGGGGGCCUGGGCAGCCACGCACUGGCUCCUGGCGGCAGCAUCUUUGCCCCGAAGGAGGGCUCCUCUGUGCACGGCCUGCCCAGCCCCCACGAGGCCUGGAACCGACUGCACCGGGCACCGCCCUCCUUCCCCGCUCCACCCCCGUGGCCCAAGUCCGUGGAGGUGGAGCGGGGGUCAGCCCUGACCAACCAUGACCGAGAGCCGGACAAUGGCAAGGAGGAGCAGGAACGCUCUGUGCUGAGCCCCGGGGUAUGGGGACCAAAGUUCUGCUCCCCGGCGACUCCUCUCUGCAAUGGGGAGUGA
Mandrillus leucophaeus (drill) is the source of this 1905-nucleotide messenger RNA. RefSeq names its product fibrosin-like 1 (gene FBRSL1). Lineage: Eukaryota; Metazoa; Chordata; Mammalia; Primates; Cercopithecidae. The record is from RefSeq and is a predicted model, not a curated record.